GUCAACGCUACCAAGUGUGAUUUAUUACCAUCAAGUGGAAAAUCUUUAGCUUUUGUUGAUUUUGUAAAAGAAAAAGUUUCAAUUCGGGUACUGUGAAUUGCCUCUACUUUGUUCUUGUUCUGAUGUCUUAGUUUGUUGAUCAAAAUUCCAUUCGGUUUGUGGAAAAACAAAACAAAACAUAGAAGGUUGAAAUUGUUGACCAAGUCUCGAAAAACAAAGUCAGAAUGGGGUUUGGUUUCAGUUUUUGUCUUCUGUUACCAAACAUCAGUUUACUUUUAUGUUGUGAACUUGUUGGUUAGACUGUUGAGACAGCUUCAUAGAUCAAAACUUUAGGUUGAGAACUAGACUUGGCAGUCAACAUGUACCUUCUUAGAAGACAAACCCAGAAUCAGCCGGAUGAUUCCUUAUUUCGAGAAGCAAAGGUCACUGAACUCAGGGCUGCUCUUGGGCCCUUGUCCGGGCGUCGUUUGAAAUAUUGCACAGAUGGAUGUCUGAGGAGAUAUUUAGAAGCACGAAACUGGAAUGUUGAUAAAGCCAAGAAAAUGCUGGAGGAAACAUUGAAGUGGAGGUCAACUUAUAAGCCUGAGGAAAUCCGUUGGGAUGAAGUAGCACACGAGGGUGAGACAGGCAAGGUCUCCAGAGCAAACUUUCAUGAUCGACUUGGGAGGCCGGUGCUUAUAUUGAGGCCAGGGAUGCAGAACACAACGUCUGCGGAAGAUAAUAUUAAGCAUUUCGUGUACCUAUUGGAAAAUGGCAUCCUUAAUCUUUCCGAAGGUCAGGAGCAAAUGUCUUGGUUGAUAGAUUUCACAGGAUUUGCAAUGAGCACAAAUCUCUCCAUCAAAACAGCCCGCGAUAUUAUUCACAUUUUACAAAAUCACUAUCCAGAGAGGCUUGCUAUCGCUUUUUUGUAUAAUCCUCCAAGGAUAUUCCAAGCUUUCUGGAAGGCUGUCAAAUACUUCCUGGACCCAAAAACAGCUCAAAAGGUGAAGUUUGUUUAUCCAAAUAACAAGGAAAGUUUGGAACUGAUGAAAUCGCUCUUCGAUGUUGAUAACCUUCCAAGUGAAUUUGGGGGGAAAGCUACUCUAAAAUAUGACCAUGAAGAAUUCUCCCGAAUGAUGGUUGAUGAUGACCUAAAAACGGCUAAGUACUGGGGCAUUGGCAACGAGAAACCGUCAUUCCACCCCAAGGGUGGGCUGUCCGGGGCAGAGGUGGCACCAGAGCCCGUACCCGUUGAGCCACUUGCUAUUUGAGUCAGCUGUUUUGAUUUUUUUUAUUUCCUUUUAGUAUAAGUAAAAUAAUGUAUUUUUGGUUAUAAAUAACUUAAAGACUACACAUCCAAGUCAGAAAAGAGGCAACAAUCUGGUUGCUAAUUUAACGUGACAGAUAUACUAUGAUGGAAGCCAUUAGAAUUGGUCUAGUGGUGUGAGGGAUUGGGAUAGUAGUAUUUUGAGGGUCUAGUUGCUAAUUUCAUCUCCAUCGUGUAACCAAAAGGAAAGAUAUACGACGACUGGAAAAAAAAAAUGGAUGAACAAACUAUUUUUAUUUAUAGAUGGACAAACUAUUUAACAUCAAAUUAACAUUCUUGUUUCUUUA
This is a messenger RNA of Arachis stenosperma, 1593 nucleotides long. RefSeq lists its product as uncharacterized. The record is from RefSeq and is a predicted model, not a curated record. Gene Ontology annotation, molecular function: phosphatidylinositol transfer activity. The transcript has 6 exons. The coding region runs from base 360 to 1250 and encodes 296 amino acids. NCBI's taxonomy places the organism in Eukaryota, Viridiplantae, Streptophyta, Magnoliopsida, Fabales, Fabaceae.